AUGAAAAUUGAAGAACAUCCCAUAAUACGAAAAGAAGUCUUUCAAGAUCUAGUUAAGUUUCUUACAGCUAUAGAUACUAAUUUAAAUUUGCAUUAUUCAAAUCAUACAAUUGACCCAAGUUUGAACAAAAUACUUGAUUCGGCUGCUCGAUUAACAGGAAGAAGGAUUACCAAUAAAGAUCUAUUAUGUAUACUUCAAGUAUAUCCAAAUGCAUACGCUAUCAAACAUAAUAAUAAGGUCAAUGAUCAUAGUGAGUAUUUACUCACAUUGCCUGAAAAUAUACCAGUGAAUACUUUCAAUCAAUGCAUACCUUUAAGAAAAGAAGAGUUAUUGAAUAACAUUAAUACAUGGAUAAGCAGAAACAGAAAUUCUUCGGAAAUCACGCAUCCUCCAAUAGGGCAGAUUAUUAGGAAGCAAAAGCAAGCUUCACCAUCUAGGAUACAUAAGCCACAAUCAAAUUCCUCGUCUCCUACAAAGAUUUCGAAAUCAGCUUUAAUGAAUGGCUUGAAGAAUGAUUCUUCCAAGUUUGUUUUCAGGUCAAAGGAUGAAAAUUCUGAGAAAGAAAAGAAUAAUGGACUUUCCUUGCUCGAAAGAAUAAGACUUAAGGAAAAACUAAAGAAUGAACAAAAGAUGAAAGAUACGCCUGAAAUGAAGUACCAUACAUACAUUCAGAGUAAAUUAGUACCAAUCUAUGAUAUUAUUUUCCACAUUCAUCGAAGUCAGGAUAAACAACAAUACAAAAGUUACCCUCUUUCUAAACUUGUUAGUAUAAUUGAAGAUAGUCUUGAUUACCCCACCAGUCAAGACGAAAUUAAGGAUACAGUAUAUUUAUUAGAGAAGAAACUAGGAACGGAAAAGAUAGAAAUAUUAUCAAGGGGUGGCGUCACUGCGAUUAAGGUUAUAAAAUUAGAUAGAAAUAAAGAUAUGAUGGCCCUAAAAUAG
Molecule: messenger RNA, 942 nt
Organism: Debaryomyces fabryi
Lineage: Eukaryota; Fungi; Ascomycota; Pichiomycetes; Serinales; Debaryomycetaceae
Exons: 1
Coding region: 1-942 (313 amino acids)
Source: RefSeq, a predicted model, not a curated record